AUGCCUAGUAGUACGUCGACCAUCACUACCUCGACCAGCGAAGAAGAGCUUCUGGCUCCUUACGGUGUGUCUGAGCCGGUGGUCAUCAAUACGAUACAGGAGAAGAUGGAAAUCAUCAUCUACUUCAAGGAGAAGCUCAUGACUUUCCAAAGGAAAAGCACGGACGAUGUGGAUCAGGUGUUGAAACGGAUGCGACUGAGCAUGGAAAAGAAUUUGAAUAAAAAGAAGAAGAAACAACAGCAAAAGGCUGCGGCUGCGGUGGAGAUUCACAUUAAGUUCAUGGGCGAGCAGGGACGGCAAUUGGCGUCUUCUGAUGAGCCUACCCGAGAUGGAGAAGGGAAGUCGCUCACUUUGGGCGGCGUUGUUGCUGAUACGACGGAAGUGUGUAUAAACGGUCAGAUUUUCCCCGUGGCCCACAACAUUCCCAUGGUGGAGUCGAUUGCACUGAAAUUUUAUGUAUUUGCCCGAUAUCCGGUAUUCCCCCAAAUUGAAUGCAGCAACGUCGACUCGGACGAGCUGGUCUAUGAGUAUUAUGAUGAUAAAAACGGCAAGCUGCUUCACACUGGGAAGAUAUUUUUCCCCUCUGAUGAGCUGAUCGGCGAGAAGCUGAAGGUUGUGGCUUACCACAGCGAGUGGCCACACACGUCUCGAAAGGAGUCUAUCUCGAGCCGAUCAGUACUGCCGUCACCGAGUAUUGGCACCUUUAGAGAUCGCCGUUUGCCUGAAGCAUUGGAAUCUACUGAUUCUACUCAUCUGAGAGUGGCCAGUUUUAACGUUCUUGGCCAGCGACAUAUUCGUACCCCCUUGGAGCCUAUAUUCUACCAUGUGCGCGACUGCAAGGAAGUGGUAGAGUUCGAGUACCGCGCGCCGUUGAUAUUGAGGGAGUUGUUCGACGUGAAUGCGGACAUUGUAGCCUUCCAAGAAGCUGAUGCUCGGUUCAUAGAUACGGCGAGUGGCGCUCUGUCGUCGGAGUAUACCUUUUGGUUGGCCGAGGAUAAGGGUCGGGAAAGUGAGGGGAAUAAAGGGCGUCGUGGUGAAGGAUGCGGCCUUGCCUUUAAGAAGGCUCGCUUUGUGAAGAUAGGACAGAAGAUGCUCGAACUUGGCACGGAUGGUUUGCUGCAGGAGUUCACUCCUGAGGAGAUCGCUAUGCUCAAGGAGCGAUGGGCUGGGGUUGAUAUUUUCAAGGAUGUUUUUGACAACCUCGGUAUGAUUGGCCAACUACUCACGUUGAAGGAUAAGGCCACUUCCAAGUUGUAUAUUGCGUCCUAA
Molecule: messenger RNA, 1269 nt
Organism: Perkinsus marinus ATCC 50983
Lineage: Eukaryota; Perkinsozoa; Perkinsida; Perkinsidae
Exons: 6
Coding region: 1-1269 (422 amino acids)
Molecular function (GO): 3'-5'-RNA exonuclease activity
Source: RefSeq, a predicted model, not a curated record